Messenger RNA from Sceloporus undulatus (fence lizard), 2139 nucleotides. It is a transcript of the gene KANSL2, whose product is annotated as KAT8 regulatory NSL complex subunit 2. Gene Ontology annotation, cellular component: NSL complex. The record is from RefSeq and is a predicted model, not a curated record. Lineage: Eukaryota; Metazoa; Chordata; Lepidosauria; Squamata; Phrynosomatidae.
GCGAGAGGGAAGGUAAGAUGGCGGCUGCAGGGUUGAGCGAGACAUUGGCAUGAACAGAAUUCGCAUCCAUGUUUUGCCUUCGAGUCGGGGGCGACUUACCCCUGUGCCAAGGCAGCAAGAAGCAUUGUCGUGUGCCUUUGCCCAUCGGCCGUGCUCCCAGCCUCGCUUGGAAGGCCAUGAGUUCUGCAUUAAGCACAUCCUUGAAGACAGGAAUGCGCCCUUCAAGCAGUGUAGCUACAUUUCCACUAAGAAUGGGAAGAGAUGCCCAAACGCAGCUCCCAAGCCUGAGAAGAAAGAUGGUGUGUCAUUCUGUGCUGAGCAUGCUCGCAGAAAUGCCCUGGCACUACAAGCUCAGAUGAAGAAAUCUAAUCCUAGUCCUGUACGAGAGUCUCUCCUCUGUCAGCUGAGCUCCUAUGCUAAGUCAGAGUUGAGUUCCCAAACUGCUGAGAGUAGCCGCAGUGAGGCUAGCAGAAUAUUAGAUGAAGACAGCUGGAGCGAUGGGAGCAAGAGCCUCUUAACUGUGGAUCAAACAUGGCGAGGGGAUCCUGACAGGGAAGCAGACAGCAUUGACAGUGACCAGGAGGACCCUCUCAAACAUGCUGGUGUGUACACUGCUGAGGAAGCACUGAUCAUGAGAGAGAAACUCAUCCGGUUGCAGUCUCUGUAUAUUGAUCAGUUCAACGGCUUCAACACCCUGAAAGAGAAGAAACGCCGGUAUUUGCAUAGGCCGAAGGUGGAACUAAAACGAUAGCCCAAGGGACUUCUGACUAAAGAGCGUGAAAACCUGAAGCGGCUGAAAUACUUGAGACGAUACCGGCAGCGCUAUGUGUGGGAGGCUCUUCUACACCGUCAGCUGAAGGAACGCAGAAUGCUGGCCACUGAAGGUGCUGCCCAGCAGGCACAUACUACUCCCAGCCAGAGAUGUUUGGCUUUUGUGGAUGAUGUCCGAUGUUCAAACCAGUCUCUCCCAAUGACAAGACACGGCUUACUCCAUAUUUGCCAGGAUACCAAUCAGCUUCUCUUUAAGAUGUGUCAAGGAUCAGAAGAAGCACCCUGCAGCAAGCCAAUGCCCGUAAGCCUCUCUGAAGAUCCCUGCUGCCCACUCCAUCUCCAGCUACCACCUCAGAUGUAUGUUCCUGAACAGGUACUGUCUGUUCCUGAAGAGCUGGAAGCUGCUUCCACGGAUCUGUACUUGAGUGCAGCUGAACUCCGGCCCACGGAGAGCUUACCGCUGGAGUUCAGUGAUGAUUUGGAUGUUGUUGGGGAUGGCAUGCAGUGUCCCCCUUCACCCUUGCUUUCUGACCCUUCUACUGUCCUUGAGAACCAGUUGAAUAAAAGUGUUGCUGAUGGCUCCAUAAACGUGCAUUCAAGUGAAGAGUCUGCUCAGGAAGGGCUUCUGAACCAGGUGGUCCAGUCAGGGAGAGCUGACUUUUCCAGACAAACAGCCUCUCCUGCCUCAGAGUCACCAGAAGAGCUGUCGUCACAGAAUAUUCAGCAUCUUGUGACAAGUGUGUCUGGACUGGAAGAGGCUAAAAAGGAAGAACCUGCAACCAAUGGGAAUUCAGAACCAGUUUCUAUCAGCUGAUAGACAAACAGAUGGAGACCUACCAGGACAAUGUAGUAUUUGCUACUCUUGAACUCCUGACACUUAUGUUUCUCAAUCACUCUUUCAAAAUUAGUGGAAGGCCAUGUGGUAGACAGAUUUCUGAGAGUUUUCUAUUGGCCAUCUUUGAAUCUUGUUCAUUGAUUGCCUUUUACAUGUUUUUCAAAGGUUUAUCUGGCACAAAUUCAGAGAGAGCAUGGGAAUGUUUCUUGGUGUUUGAGUAAUAUACAUACAAGGAAGCUGUGACUAAUUUAUAUUUGUUGUAACAAUGAUAGGCUCUGCUAAGCAGAAGUGGCUUGGAAAUUUUUUCUAUAAUUGGAUUAUUGGGAAUAUGUUUAAAGCCAGGGGCUUCAUGGUAAAGAUAAGGUUAUUAGCUGUACUAUAUACUAGCCUGUUAAAUGUAUAAUUAUGCAAAGGCUGCACGACUGUUCUUUUUCUUUUUUUUCUGACACAAGUCUGUAAAGAGAUUCCCACUUGUAGCUUUAACUUCUGUAAAAAUCCCAUGUAGUAUACAAAUAAAUGCUAGAUAAAGUUUA